AUGCAUUACUCGAGAUUAGCUGUGCCGUUGGUUGCUGUGCUUGCCUUGCCCGCCUUGGCUCUUCCUCACAGCAAUCCCCCGGGAGCUGACAAUCAUACCUUGAACCGAGACAGAGCAGAUGCCGUGAAGGCAGCAUUUGUGCAUGCUUGGGAUGGCUAUAAACAAUAUGCUUUCCCACACGAUGAGUUGCACCCUGUCUCUAAUGGCUUCAGCGACUCCAGAAAUGGCUGGGGAGCGAGUGCUGUGGAUGCUUUCAGCACCGCUUGUGUAAUGCAACUUCCAGAUAUCGUCAAUACAAUCUUGGAUUACAUUCCCACUAUUGACUUCGAUCACACAGCUAAUGGAGUCUCUCUUUUCGAGACCACCAUUCGCUACAUGGGUGGAAUGCUUUCCGGUUAUGACUUCCUGAAAGGGCCUCUGUCAAAUUUAGCAAAAAACGCUACAGCAGUGGACGAUCUCCUCAAGCAAGCAACGCGCCUUGCUAACAACCUCGCCUAUGCUUUCGACACACCUAGUGGGGUCCCAAGUAAUAACCUGAUCUUCCCAUCCGGUACCGAUAGCUCCACCAACAACGGCAUUGCUACAAUCGGUACACUUGUUUUAGAAUGGACGCACUUGUCUGAUCUCACUGGAAAUCAGACAUACGCGGAACUGUCCCAAAAGGGAGAAUCGUAUCUCCUGGCUCCUCAACCAGCCUCAUCUGAGCCGUGGCCAGGACUCAUAGGCACAAAGGUGAAUCUGACAACGGGUCAAUUCGAGGACGCUGUUGGCGGCUGGGUUGGCGGUGAUGACAGCUUCUACGAGUACCUCAUCAAGAUGUACGUCUACGACUCGACUCGAUUCUCCAUUUACAAGGACCGCUGGAUGCUGGCCGCCGACUCGUCAAUUGCACACCUGGCUAGCCAUCCCUCGACGCGACCUGAUAUUGCCUUUCUUGCGAUUUAUGAUGGGCAGGAGCGGAUCUUCUAUUCCCAGCAUCUGGCCUGCUUCGACGGUGGGUCCUUCAUCCUGGGCGGUCUGGUCCUCAAAGAGCAAAAAUAUGUCGACUUUGGCAUUGCUCUCGUUAACGGCUGCCACGACACCUACGCCAGUACAGCGACUGGCAUUGGUCCAGAAGUCUUCCAAUGGGUCGAAAAUUCAACUGCUGCCAACGACACAAAAAACCCGCCCCCACCUGCUGACCAGCAAGCGUUCUACAAGAAAUCAGGCUUCUAUAUCACAGCCAGUGACUACGUGCUCCGUCCUGAGUACCUCGAGAGCGUUUACUACGCUUACAGAGCAACUGGAGAUCAGAUGUAUAGAGAUUGGGCGUGGGAUGCGUUUGUGGCUAUCAACACGACCUGUGCUGUAGGAAGCGGAUAUGCGGAGUUGAAGGAUGUUAAUGUGCCCGGUGGUGGUGGAUACAGUGAUUUCAUGGAUAGUUUCUUCUUUGCUGAAGUGUUGAAGUAUGCGUAUCUUAUUCAUGCUCCGGAUAAUUCUUGGCAAGUUGAAAAUAAUGGUGUUAACCAGUGGGUGUUUAAUACUGAGGCUCAUCCCUUCAAGGUGCAUGGGCCGCCAAUCUAG
Messenger RNA from Hyaloscypha bicolor E, 1563 nucleotides. Its product is annotated as glycoside hydrolase family 47 protein. The transcript has 5 exons. Bases 1 to 1563 code for a protein of 520 amino acids. The record is from RefSeq and is a predicted model, not a curated record. Gene Ontology annotation, cellular component: endoplasmic reticulum; Golgi membrane. Gene Ontology annotation, molecular function: calcium ion binding; mannosyl-oligosaccharide 1,2-alpha-mannosidase activity. Gene Ontology annotation, biological process: N-glycan processing; carbohydrate metabolic process. NCBI's taxonomy places the organism in Eukaryota, Fungi, Ascomycota, Leotiomycetes, Helotiales, Hyaloscyphaceae.